GCCGCCUCUCCCUCCACACGGCUCCAGAGGCGGCGGAGUUUAGGAAAAGACUAAGCUGUCAAUCAUAAUUAAGGAACCACGCGGACUGAAACUGGGAGGAAGGCCCACAGCAUUCUUGGUGAAAAAGCACCGUAUUCGUCGUGGGAUAAAUAUGCGUCCGAAACAGAAGAAAAUAAACACCCAGUUGCGCAAAGAACGGUUGGUUCCACUCUGAUUGAAAUAGCAAAAACCCAUAACAGAACACGAAACUUGUCGAGUUUCACUUGCUGGCGCCAGGCUUGAUUCGACUAUUCUGAUUGGAAAACGAAAACAAGCGUCCGGUGUUCGGCAGGAGGCACACUCCCGGAGGAAGGCAGCCGCGGAGGUUUGCUAAACGACGACAACUUGGAAAUAGCCCCCAACUUCGGCUUCCACAACCCAAACUUGUUGACGUGAGGAGCGAAGAUGAGCGGGGGAGAUGUGGUGUGUUCGGGCUGGUUGAGAAAGUCGCCUCCUGAAAAAAAGUUGCGACGUUACGCAUGGAAGAAGCGCUGGUUCAUUCUUCGGAGUGGCCGUCUGACAGGUGACCCAGAUGUGCUGGAGUACUAUAAGAAUGACCACGCCAAGAAGCCCAUCAGAGUGAUCGACCUCAACCUGUGUGAACAGGUGGAUGCAGGUCUGACAUUCAACAAGAAAGACCUGGAGCACAGCUUCAUCUUUGACAUCAAGACCAUCGACCGCGUGUUCUAUCUGGUGGCCGACACGGAGGACGACAUGAACAAGUGGGUCCGCUGCAUCUGCGACAUCUGUGGCUUUAACCCCACCGACGACGAAGCUGUGAAAGCAGCCCACCAAUCAGGCGGCAGCAGCAGCUCAGUAGUGGACACGCCCCCUCCCCUAGGGGUAGGUGGGGUGCUGGCCGGCGUGCCCCCCCCCUACCAGCCUGUCAGUGUGCGUCACCUGGACUCCCAGUCCAGCCUGGACGAGCCCCAGGACUACCUCUGGCUGGCUAACUGUGAGAGCAAGAAGCCAGAGCCCAACAGUCCAGUACGGGGUGGCCCCUCCCCAGUGGAGUACUUGCUCCUAGAGGAGUGUGAGAGCAGGACUCCUCCUCCUAGUCUGGCUCAUGACUGUUCCAAGUCCACCUCCUCAGAGACUGACCUGAACGACAACCUCCCCUCCCGCCGCACCCCCCCCUCCUCCUCCAAACACACGUCCUCCCACAACGGUGCCCCCUCCCUGUACGACUCCCCCCCCUCCCGUGGGCCCUCGAUAGACUCCGCCUCCCUCUACCACCUCCCCCGCAGCUUCUCCCAGGACACAGUCCUCACCGGCCCCGCCCCCUCGCCCUCCCAGGACCCCGGGGAGGUGGAGCUCUACGUCUUCAACACACCGUCACGGAAACCCUCCAUGGAGACGCAGAUACGGAACCUGUCAGUCAGCUACGACAUCCCGCCCACCCCGGGGAGCAACUGCACCUAUCAGGUCCCUCGUAGCUCCUCCGUGGGGGCGGGGGGGUCAGAGGGCGGGGGGGACGUGCCCCCUCCACGGCCCCCCAAGCCCUCCCUCAGCUCCCUGACAGGGGGGAACCCCCCGGGGCCCCCGGCUGAGCGCUCCCCCUCAGACGUGUACUGCACACCGCGCUCCGUGUCAGAGACGGACGGGAACUACUGUGUUCCCAGCAGUGUUGGGAGCAAAGCACUGCGUAGCAACACCAUCGGCACCAUGGACUCCUCCCGCAUCCGGAAAGCAGAUUUCGGCUCGCAGGAAUGCUAUUCCAUUCCCAGAUCUUUUCCUUCUGACAAAACCUGCUCCUUUGACUUCAACGAGAGCUUCAACAGCUACUUUAUAAACAAGGGCAUGAUGCCAGUGUGUGGGAGCCAGUCCACCGAGGAGGUGGACCAGAACUAUGUGCCCAUGAACCCUAACUCUCCGUCCCAGCUAACCCUAACCCUGGGGCCCUCAGACGGGCCCCAGGAGACCAACUACGUCCCCAUGACCCCUGGCACCCUGGAGUUCUCCUCCCUGGGGAAGCAGGUCCCCCCCCCGGCCCACAUGGGGUUCCGCUCCAGCCCCAAGACCCCCCCACGAAGACCCACACUCAUCAGCGACUGUCAGCCCCCUCCUGUAGAUCGCCACCUCAAACCUGACCGCAAAGGUCAGAGCCCCAAGGUAAUCAGGGCUAAGGGGGCGGGGCUAGAGCGCACCGACUCCCACACUGUGGGGGACUUCAUGAGACAACGCAAGGCUAAACCCGCCCCGCUGGACAUCAAGCCUCUUCCAGAGUGGGAGGAGCCGUGUGCGCCCGUUCGCUCGCCCGUCACCAGGUCGUUCGCCCGGGACUCCUCCAGGUUCCAGCUCCCCCCUCGGCCCCCCUCCCUCCAGAGUGGCUCCAGCUCAGACUCUGACGACUGUGAUGAGAACUAUGUUCCCAUGGUCCCUAGCAUGCCCUCAGACGAGCCCCAGGGCAUGAAGCUGUCCGCUCCCAUGGCAGCAGAUGGAGGGAGCAGCCCACUGGUGAAGCCUAAAGGAGACAAGCAGGUGGAGUACCUGGACCUGGACCUGGACCCUGGCAAGGCCACUCCACCUAAGAAGAAGAGUACCGGCCCGGGGCAGGUGUGCUCAGACGAGCGUGUGGACUAUGUGGUGGUGGACCAGCAGAGGACCCAGGCUCUGAAGAGCACCCGCGAGGCCUGGAACGACGGCCGCCAGUCCACCGAGACAGACACCACCCUCAAGGGUCCCAAGUGACCCUGCCUCUGGCUCUCACUGGUAGAAAUUGUGAUUUCUUCCCUGAAGGUCUACUACUUAUCAAAAAUAUUGUACGGAUCAUCUUUAAAAUCCAGGUUUCUAGAUGUAAGUUUAAGACUUGGUUCAAUGCAAGGUUAAUAAAAGUUUUGUGAUGAAAUGCAACCAAUCAGGGGUCUGAAUGGAGGAAACCCCUCCCCUCAUCCAGGAAGCGGGAGGGGCUCUCGGGUUGAUCUUUACAGGAGGAGAGAGAUGAGACGGACUGUAUAAAAGUGUUAUGUAAAUAAAUGAAAAAAGUGUCCUUUAUUUGUUCACCACAGCCAGUGUGUUCAAUGCUGAGGUGUGUGUAGGGGUGCACACGGAAGUGUGUGUGUGGAUUCUGCAGGGUAGAAUCCUGUGCCUUCGGGUGUGUGUGUGUGUGUCAGGACUGGUUAGAAAACAUGAACGAAUCAAUUACUGUGACAGCUUUUAAUAGAGAGCGCUGGUUUUCUGUGAUUAAUGCAAAGGUAUCAAACUUAGACGGGCAGCGCAGAGAAUGAAAAUCAGGUACUUGUGGAAAAUUCUUUUUUUUAUUAAUCUAUCCAUCUAACUUAUUUUUGUAGUUAUAUGGAGUGGUAUCAAGACGCUUAUGACCCAGUUCUCGUAUUAACCCAGAUCUGAUCAAAGCAAAUAAAUUAAUAGAAAGUACUAUUUGUAAAGUGCCUUCUUGACAACAUUCACAGUAGUUGAGAUGACUCAUUCCAGAAGUAACUCUGACAUGUCAACGCUGUUUUCUGUUUUUUAAUUUAUUUUAAAUGAAUCUAUCUUUACACACUUUCCGGGGAAUUAAUUGAUUGCCUCAUGUAGACAACUUGGUCUUGUGUAAAUAGAGAAUGUUUGACUUCAGAGUGGCAAGUUUAAUGAACUGUGACGCUCUUGUCCUGGCCCUUGCAUGUGCUCCUGUCUGAAGAAAAGCUCGGCUGUAUAAAUGUUGCACCUGCUAUUCUAGCAUGUAUUCUUUUGUAUUGAAUCCUGCGCCUAUACUGUCCUCUUGACGCCCCCCCUCCCCUCUCUCUCAUUGCGGUCAAGUCAUGAGUCAUGAUGUAAACCUGUCAAUGCUUUCUUUUUUAAUGAAUCAAAGAAUACAAUUUUGAUUUUAAAGUAAACUAAAUAAAUAACUACUUUUAUGCAU
Messenger RNA from Hypomesus transpacificus, 3898 nucleotides. It is a transcript of the gene gab1, whose product is annotated as GRB2-associated binding protein 1. The record is from RefSeq and is a predicted model, not a curated record. NCBI's taxonomy places the organism in Eukaryota, Metazoa, Chordata, Actinopteri, Osmeriformes, Osmeridae. Bases 445 to 2730 code for a protein of 761 amino acids. The transcript has 14 exons.